AUGUCCGCCGAUCUAUUUGCUGCCUUUGUAACAGCAGAUGAUAAUCAUGGCGAGGUGGGAGACGCGAUCCAGCCACCCCUUGGAAAGGUCGAGCAAGACUUAGAUGGCCACGACUUCUCGGUGCGAAAUGUAACUACUCCAGGAGGGACAGCCCCCGGGCUUCAAGCGACACCCCUCUGGAAACGAGAUGUCGGUGGAAACGACGUCCUCUUCGACGCCGAAGACGAACCAAAUGUUGAAGACGAUGAUUUUGGCGACUUUGAAAUAGCGAACGCAUCGGAGGGAACGGCUCCUCAUAACCAACUCCAUCAUACAAGCCAUGAGAGUGUGUCCUUGGGAAGGCUCAUCCCAGACCUCCUUGACGAUGGCAACCACAGAAAGCUGUCUUUCUCUGGGCCGCCUACUGCCUCGACCAUUGUGACAAAUCCAGGUGCCAUAAACCAGACGAACUUGCCACCGACCAAGCUUGAAACCCGGUCAGAGGGAUCCCAGGACCAAGGCACUUCGGAGGGUUGGUCAGAGUUUGAAGAUGCCCAAAAUGUCGACGAUGUACGAACACCUGAGGAGCCUUUCAAAAAGCCUGAAGACAAACCCUUCCCAUCUCAAGGAACCACAGUCAAUGACGAGGACGAAUGGGAACCUUUCGAAGAUGGGCAAACCGACAUGCCACCGCAACCACCUCCUUCGGUAGAGCCAGAAAUUGCAUCAACAGGUUCAAGGCCAAUUUCGACGUUCCAAGCGGCGAUUCCUUCCUUCGAGCGACCUACAAAUGUCCCCCCACCGUCUUCGCUGCUACAAUUAAUGAGUACCGUGUUCGAUCAACUCCACCAGGCAAAUGUUACGAAUAACAUAUCCAAGCCAGCUUUGGCAACAAAGGUGCUUUUAGUUUAUAGAACAGCGAGCCGACUGGCAGCCGGGCGAUCGCUUCGAUGGAAACGGGAUGCCCUUCUGUCGCAGAGUAUGAAGAUAGGACAGGCGGGAGCAAGGGGAGGCAUGAAGCUUGCAUCAGUGGACAAGGGCGAAGCUGCAAAGGAGAGCCGAGACUUGGAAGAAAUGAUUCACGAUUGGAUGAAAAACAUUCAUGAAUACAACAGCAUCAUUGCUCAUGCUGGACUGCCACCUCAACGGCUGAAAAUGUCUGCGGCCCCGAAUCUGAGAAUCCAGAAGUCUUGGGGCUCCUCCGACAUCAAGCAAUGCGCAUUAUGCGGGCUGAAAAGGACAGAACGACUAGUUGACGUCGAUGUUGAUACCGACGACCUUUUUGGAGAGUUCUGGACCGAACAUUGGGGUCACAAAGACUGCUACGAGUUUUGGUAUUCCUACAAGGGGCUCCUAGCACAAAGAUAA
Messenger RNA from Exophiala spinifera, 1347 nucleotides. RefSeq lists its product as uncharacterized. Bases 1 to 1347 code for a protein of 448 amino acids. The record is from RefSeq and is a predicted model, not a curated record. Lineage: Eukaryota; Fungi; Ascomycota; Eurotiomycetes; Chaetothyriales; Herpotrichiellaceae. The transcript has a single exon.